AUGCACAUUAGCUCCGACCACGGCCACAAAUCGGCGGCGGCCGGACUACUACUCGCUCUCCUCCUGAUCAGCAGCGGCGCCACUACUGAUCGCAGUGGUGCUGCUGCUACCUCUUCUGCUGUCGCAUUAGCGGCAGCAGCGAGCAAGAGGGCCCACAAGGGCGCUUCUACUGCGGCCGCACAGUUCGUGGGGCCGCAGAACGCGGCGAGGGCGGCGCUGAAGAUGCCGCCCUUGCGGUGGGACGGGAGGCUGGCCGCCUACGCGUCGCGGUACGCGGCGCAGCGGAAGUGGGACUGCGAGCUGGUGCACUCCAACGGGCCGUACGGGGAGAACAUAUUCUGGGGGAGCGGGGACGGGUGGACGCCGGCGCAGGCGGCGAGCGCGUGGGUCGCGGAGCGGCGGUGGUACAGCUACUGGUCGAACUCGUGCGCCGGGGACCAGGACUGCGGCCACUACACGCAGAUCGUGUGGCGGGGGACGAAGCGGGUCGGGUGCGCCCGGGUGGUCUGUUCGGGCGGGCAGGGUGUGUUCAUGACUUGUAAUUACGACCCGCCUGGGAAUUACGUUGGGGAGAGACCUUAUUGA
Messenger RNA from Linum tenue, 585 nucleotides. NCBI's taxonomy places the organism in Eukaryota, Viridiplantae, Streptophyta, Magnoliopsida, Malpighiales, Linaceae. The record is from the annotation of a GenBank genome assembly.